Molecule: messenger RNA, 6089 nt
Organism: Andrographis paniculata
Lineage: Eukaryota; Viridiplantae; Streptophyta; Magnoliopsida; Lamiales; Acanthaceae
Product: cysteine-tryptophan domain-containing zinc finger protein 3-like
Exons: 14
Coding region: 483-5258 (1591 amino acids)
Cellular component (GO): nucleus
Molecular function (GO): zinc ion binding
Source: RefSeq, a predicted model, not a curated record
GGCAGCACCAAACCCGGACAGACCCCUUUCUCGCUCUAGAUUUUCCGGUUUCUCUCUCUAGAUUUCUGUGUUUGUUCUGUUCAUCAAUUCCACCUUCUCAGAUCGAAUAAUACGAUCCAUUCUUCCACGAUAUGUGAAGUCAAAAGAGCUAUCGUGAUUCAUAGCGUGUUCGAUUUUCGUAAAUUUGUUGUCCUCACUGAAUAUUGGUACACGCGUCUGCGAGGAGUAGAUUUUUUUGGUUUUUUUCAAUUUUAUUUCUAGUUGUAUUCGUGUUAGGUGAAGCAAUUCAACUGUAAAUCUGAUCAAAAAGAAGGAUACGAUUGAUGCGUUUUCUGGAUUUUCGUUACUGUGAGAUGUGUGUGUUUGAGAUUUUUGGAGAAAAGUAAAGAGUUGAAUAAAAAAAAAAGGCUUACUUUUGGGGGAGAGUUUUGCUUAUUAAGCAAUUUAUUUUACUUCUUUUAUUUGUGUAAUAUAUUGGUUUGAUGAUAUCUGUGGGUAGUAGGGAUGGGAGGAAGAGUUUAGGGUCAGGUUUUGAGAUGGAAGAUGCUGAGCUUGAAGAAGGGGAAGCUCUUAGCUGUCAUGAUGAGGGCGAAGAUUCUACAAUAGACCCUGAUAUUGCCUUCUCUUACAUUGAGGAAAAAAUCGAAAAUGUUUUGGGGCAUUUCCAGAAAGAUUUUGAAGGUGGUGUUUCAGCUGAGAAAUUGGGGGCAAAGUACGGUGGCUAUGGUUCAUUUUUACCUACUCAUUGUCGGUCGCCAUCUUGGUCACACACAAAGAGUCCAGCAGAGGCUCAUAACCAUGAUUCGCCAAGGUCCCCUAGAAGGCUACAAGUAGAGGAUCAAAGACGAAACUCAAUUGCACCAUCAAGUGCUUAUCUGUCAGUGAUACCUCGCGCUGCUUCGGGAAAGGAUUCACUGUUGGAACGUUCCAUUAAGCACAGCAGGUUACAACCUAAACAGGAUGAAGGAUCCAACACUAAAACUGGACGCAGCAAGGGGCCUGCAAAUUCUUCUGAACAGAGGACCCUCAAAGUUCGAAUCAAAGUUGGCUCAGAAAAUCUAUCGAUGCAAAAGAAUGUUGAACUCUAUAGUGGACUUGGUCUUGUAGUCUCUCCAUCAUCAUCAUUAGAUGACAGCCCAGCAACUAGUGAAAGACACGGUGCUAAAAAUUUGCAUAUGUCAGAGGAAUCUCCUACCAGUAUUCUUCAGAUUAUGACAUCGCAUCCACAGGAGCUACUUCUAUCUCCUCUAUCAGAAGAUCUGAUUCAUCUAACGGAAAAAAGGAAGAGCUCUGAUAAUAAACAUGUGGAAAAUGCAAGCAUAGAAAGCUCUGGGGUACUGGGAAAUGGAUAUCUCUUUAGUGAAGGCAGUCAGAAAAUCCUUGAGCAGAAAAAGCGGAAGCCUAAUGAAAAGGAUGGAGAUUUCUAUGCAGGUUUGCCCAUUCGGAAAAUUAAUGGAAGAAAGGAUUAUACAUUUCCUCACCUAAAGAAGGAAAAUGAAGCUGAUAUGGACACUUUGGGAUGCGAGGAAAUUGUCUCAAAAGCUUUGAAACUUCCACUUUUAUCUGGUACUCAGGGUGCUAUUACUGACUAUGCAAAAGAUGCGACCACUGCUACGAAUUUCCCUUUAAAUGCAGUGAAUGAUGAAGUGAAGGAAGAAACCUGGUCUACGUUCAUGGAGGAGGAACAUAUAGAUAGCAAAUUGGUGUGUUCAUCAGGCAAGGUUUCUGAAUCUAAAAAGGGGAAUUUUUCACAUCCCGCGGCUUUCCCUCAUACUACUGCACCCCUAGAAGAAAAAUGUCAUGAUAUUGAACAGUCUGGGUCGAAUAUCUCUAAGGGUAGAAAAGGUCCUAGGGCUUCUGAAACCUCUGAACAGUCAAAAGAGAAUCUCAAAGGAGGAUCUGUUAAUAUAGAUGGUGUAAAACGAUCUUCUGAGAAAUCAUCUAAUGGGGGCAAGAGGAAACAAAAAUUUGGGGUUAGUGCUCAAGCUGCAUUUAUGGGAAAAGAUGAGUCAAAGGGUGAAUCUUCAUUGACUUAUAAUGCUGAGAAAAACUGUCAUCUGAACUCUCUUGUCCCCAAAAAUGAGUCAAAUGAUCUCCAAAAGGUCCAUGAAAAAUCAGGGGAUCGAUAUAAAGACUUUUUUGGAGAUAUUGAAUUUGAAAAUGAUGAUAAUGAAUCAAUUUCAGGGGAGAUGACUUCUUUUGGAGGUUUAAAAAAUCAGGGCUUAGUUGCAAAGAAGGGCUCAAGCAAACAUAACAUUCUGAAAGAAAAAUGUACUGAUGAAAAUUUGGAAAAACCACCACGUCGACCUCUAGAUCCAGAUACCCAUCCUAGGCACAAUGGCCACCUGGAUCCUCUCCAUGAAAAUGGCACUAGUUCUGAACAUCCAACUGGUACAGUUCCUCUGGUCAAAGAAGAUUGGGUUUCAUGUGACAAGUGUCAUAAGUGGAGACUUCUUCCAGUUGGUACAAAUCCUAACAGUCUUCCGCAUAAAUGGAUUUGUAGGAUGCUUAAUUGGCUGCCUGGAAUGAAUCGCUGCAGUAUCCCAGAGGAGGAGACAACUAAUGCUCUGAUGGCCCUGUAUAAUCCUGCUGCUCCAUUUCCUGCCCGCGCUUCUGAGAAUCAAGAUAUUUGGGUUAAUAACCCUGUUGGGACUUCAGUGGGCAUGACCUCAGUUGAUGCUAGUUAUCCUGAUUAUGGUCACCAGACCAUGACGUUGAGUGGGAAGAAAAGAAAUGAGACAAUGAAAGCAUCAGAUAAAACUGAUCUAGAUGGUUCCACCAAGCCAUCUAACUUACGAAAGAAGAACCUCGGUGCAUCUGGCAGAACAAGAAAUUUGAGCAGCAAAAGUCGCUCGCCUUCUCUAGACUCACGUGGGUAUCAACAUAUGCCACAAUCAGCUAGUACAUUUGAGAAGUAUAAUGAUGUUAAAAAGGAAAAAACAUCACAUGUUAACAAUGCUGGUCAAGAUCGAAACAGAAAGAUGAAAAACAAACAAGAGCCUGAUCUGGAGGUUUCUAGGGCUUCCAAAAGAAUCAAGAGUGAGGACUUCCACUUUGAUGACGAUAAUUGGACUUCUGACAACGGUGGCACAUCAUCAAAAGCUGGCCGUGGCUCUUCCAGUUUGUCAAACAAUAUAUCAGAUAAUGAUAGAUAUAAAUAUAACCACCGUGAAGAUUUGGGCAUUGAAACAAAGAAUGUGGUCUCGGAUAUGAAUGCAGGAAAACAUGUUCAAAACUUUUCAAGAGAUAAUUUACUUCACGCAGGAAAAUGUGAGGAGUCUGUUAGGAAGAGAAAAAUGAAGGAACCUAAUACCUCACAAUUUCGUCCUGAAUCCAUUUCCAAUUUAGGACGGGGGUGGCAUGAGUGUAGUGAUUUUGUGGAAGAAAUGCAUGAGAAUGACCAUAGGAAAGAAAAGAAACCUAGAGUGUCCAAGUCUGGUGGAAAAGAAACCAGUGGAAGUAAAACCAAUAUAGGAUCUGACAGAAAGAGUAAGGGCAUAAAAGACCAGUAUAAUGGGCUGUAUCUGGGCAACAAUCAGGCUGCAGCUGACUAUUUGAAAAAUGAUGUGGGUUCUGUACAACCUUCGCUUGCCGCCAAUUCUAGCUCCUCCAAGGUAUCUGGUUCACAUAAACACAAAACUGGUGGCCUGGAAGUGAAGGGUUCCCCUGUUGAAUCAGUAUCUUCAUCUCCUUUGAGAUUUUGCAAUCCUGAUAAGGUCACAUCAUCAAUGAAGCACCUUGAUGGAAAAGAUGAUACUCAUGAUUUUGGCUCUCUAUCUGCUGCUAGUCCAAAAAAGCCUUCGGCUGGUGAAGGAGGACGAAAUGACAGGGAAGGACUGGUGAAAAAUCAGGUUACUGGAGCCUAUAGUGAUAAGUUGUGCCAAACUAAUCAGUAUGGCAGUGUAAAACAGUAUUCGGAACAACCUGAAGCUGAAGAAAAAGUGAAUACUCAUCCAUCUGACAGUAGUGGAUUUCAAUCCAAGAAAUCAGGAAAAUGGGCUUCUAAGGAUAAGGUUCAUACUUCUGGGUCUGUCUUGGAUAAAGUCAAUGUGAAGGCUUUGGACGACAAGUUAAAGAGUAGAAGAAGCAAGUCUGAUGAGAAAUCUGGCAAUCCUAGUAAGGGUGAGAAGUUUAUUCCAAAGAAAGACACCGCUGGAGGAACAUUGGGUGAGAGCAGUAAAGGACAAAGUCAAAAUAAAUUUGGUCAUGAUGGAUCUGAUUCUAUUAAGGGCAAAAAUAAGGAGCAUGGAAAUGAUAAAUUAUCAAGAAAAAACAGCCAUGCAGAAGUUAGUCGGAGUGAAAAGUCACACUCGCUUCCGCCCUCAGCGAAGGCCCAGACUGAGACAGUGCCUGGAUUGCAGAAAGAAAAUGGUCUGAAAACUAUGGCAGUUGAAGCAUGUGAUAAUGGUGAUGCACAAAAGGAACUAAACCAAAGAAAGAGAGCUGAGAACCCAAAUGGUAAACCUAUAAGACAUCCAACUCCAAAUUCCCACAAGGCAAGGGAUGUUGAUGCCCCGAGUCCUCUUCGAAGGGAUUCCUCUAGUCAUGCAGCUAAUCACGCUUUAAAAGAGGCCAAGGACCUCAAACACCUGGCUGAUCGUCUUAAGAAUUCUGGGUCCAGUGAAAGUAUAGGUUAUUAUUUCCAAGCUGCCCUUAAAUUUCUCCAUGGAGCCUCUUUGUUGGAGUCUGGGAGCAGUGAAGCGAACUCAAAGCAAAUAUACAGUAGCACCGCAAAACUCUGCGAGUUUUGCGCCCAUGAAUAUGAAAAGCUAAAAGAUAUGGCUGCUGCUGCUUUGGCCUACAAGUGCAUGGAGGUGGCUUACAUGCGAGUGGUUUAUUCUUCACAUACUACUACAAACAAGGACCGGAAGGAUAUACAACAAGCUCUGCAAAUUGUUCCCUCUGGGGAAUCUCCUUCCUCGUCAGCAUCUGAUGUUGACAACUUGAACCACCAAACAACCGACAAGGCAGCGUUGGCUAAAGCUGCUAACUCUCCACAAGUUCCGGGAAGCCAUAUUAUCACUUCACGCUAUCGUUCUGGUUUCUUGCGUAUUCUAACUCUUGCACAGGAUGUUAACUUUGCCAUGGAAGCUUCAAGGAAAUCAAGAAUAGCUUACACAGCUGCCAUUUCCCGGAUGGAAGAAACCUCUCAGAGAGAGGCUAUAUCAUCUCUAAAGAAGGCACUUGAUUUCAACUUCCAAGAUGUCGAGAGUUUAUUGCGCCUUGUUCGAUUUGCAGUGGAAGCCAUCGUUCGCUGAACUGCUUGUUAUGUGCCUUAUCAUUUCUACCUCCUUCAGGCGGGAAAAUUUUUGAGAGAAGCUCGUUCUUAGUGAAUAACAUACAUAGUGUCAAAUCAUUCGUUCCACCAACCUUUCCCGUAAAUAUCUAUACAGUAGCUGGUCGAUUCCCAAUACCUGUUCCUGUAUAGCUGCUUUUGGACCAGAGGCUCCGUCAUGUUAUAUACUAUAAAGUUACGAGACAAAGAAAAGGGUUUCUGUACAUUCUUGCUCAUAAUAUCAAAAGUGACCCUAACGACCGGCUAAGUUCCAGUAAAACUCCCUCUUCGGGGAAUAGGAAUUUGCCCUUAUGGUCUGGUCACACAAUAUUCGCUCUUCCCCACUACUAAAUUUACCUUUUCUAUUCAUCUUGACAAUAGAAUAAGGUCCGAAACUUGUUUAUCCAAAGUACGUACAUAAAUUAUGAUCUUUUGUGAUUACGUUGAUGAAAGCAUGGAAAUGGUCGGUGGCGGCUCGUAUGUACAUUUUUCUGGGGUAGACUUUCUCCCGAUUACAAACUGAUGAGUUUGUGCGUAUAUUGCGUGUAUGUUCCAUUGGCCUUUAUGGUAUGGGUACCCGACAACCCUCGGAUGUUGCUAGGAAAAAAGAUAGAAAUAUUUGGAGGUUGUGAAGAGUGUUGCUUUGUUUAUUUUGUUGCGACUUAUAAGUCUCAUAUUUUGUGUUUAUGUAUAGAAUAGAAUAGAAUAGUUGUGAUUUAACGUUAUGGUAUGUCUGUAUUUGUUACACUUACUGUUCCUUGUAAGAAAGAACAGAUUGUCGAUCUAAGUUAUAUAUAAAUAAAUAAUUACCCUA